Messenger RNA from Cotesia congregata, 771 nucleotides. Lineage: Eukaryota; Metazoa; Arthropoda; Insecta; Hymenoptera; Braconidae. The record is from the annotation of a GenBank genome assembly.
AUGACUAAUUUUUCAUUAUCCAUAGAUUCGGUAGAAUCUGGCGCCAAGUUCCGUUUAAAUCCGUUGUCAACAGAGCGCCAGACUACCGAGUGUGUUUACUGUCAGCAGAACGAAACGUCUGUUACCUUCGCUUCCGUAACCCUGAGUAGCAGCUGCUGGUUGGACGUUGUAGCUGCUUCCCCACUGAUGAGGUGGCGGUGGAGGAAUCUGCUGCUGCUGAGGAGGUCCUGGUGGAGCACCCCAUCCUUGAGCGUUGUACUGAGUGCUGUAUCCAGCGUAACCACCAGUCUGAGGAUUAGUGCCCCAUCCUUGGUACCCUUGCAUCAUGUUGCCGGGUGGACCCAUGUGGCCUCCCAUCAUCGGACCUCCCAUCUGACCAUUAGGUCCACCCAUGGGGCCCAUGUUACCGGCCAUACCCAUUGGCGGGCCACCUUGCUGAGGCUGAUGGCCCCAUUGUCCUUGGUGACCCCUAAAGUUAAAAAUAUUUUUCUCAUUAAAAUUAUUAAACAUCCCGGAUAUGUGGUCAUUAAUAAUUUAAAUAUAAUCACUGUAUUAAUUGUAAUUAAAAAAAAAAAAAAUACUUACAGUCCGUCCGUCCAAUUGAUGGGGUCCAUUUUGAAGAACCAGAGCAACAUUAGCGGGAUCGCUAAAGGUGACGAAUCCAAAGCCACGACUGCGACCGGACUCGCUGUUCUUCAUAACCACACAGUCAAUAACUUCGCCAUAACGGCUGAAGUAUCGUUGCAAAUUUUCUUGAGUCGUCUCCCAUGA